UCCCGAGAUCCAUCAGGAUCUUUCUUUUUUCUUUUUUCUGGCAGCUGGGGCUUCCUAUUCUCAGGGCAGUUGUAAGGUUGGGGGCGUGGGGAGGGGCGAAGGGAGAGGGAGGUGAGGGGAAAGGGAGAAGGAGAGUGAUUGGUGUGUGCCUUUCUCCACUCCCGCCAGGAGAGAGUCCGGGCCGGGUUUUGCACCUUGUCCCCGGGUUCGGUCUCACGGCCUCAAGCGGCUGCUGCUUCUUUGCUGCUGCUUGCCGCUGCUGCUGCCGCCGCCGCCGCUGCCGCCUCUGCCGCCGCUGCUCUCCCUGCUGCUGCUGCUGCUGCUGGGCUGCUGCUGCUACUGCUGCUGCUUCUGUGUUUACUGAGCUCUCUUGUCCUGAUAUCACUCCGCUGGCAUGGAGGAGGAGGAGGAGGUGGAGGAGAGAGAGGAGGAGGAGGAUGAGGAGGAGGAGGAGAGCACUUGAUCAUUGUGAUGGUGGCAGGAGGAGCAGCCGCAGCAGUAGCAGCAGCAGCAAAAGCCAAGCGUUGGGGGUUCUUAUCAGCUCGGCGUGUUUUUUUUUUUUUUUUUCAAAGGACUUCACCGAUCUACUUUUGCAAUCACCCCCGGGAUUGUUCAUAUGUUUACUUCCCCCCAACCCGAGGAUUUGAUAUUUAGGUUCCUGUGAAAUGCUACCGAGCAGCCAAAGUACUUUGAGAACACGGGGCGGCAUAAACACCAAAACUUUUUUGUGGAAGGAAAAUGCAAUAAGAAAGCUCGCUGUCUUUUGAUGCUGUGAGUGUGGAGCGAGUGUGUGUAUUGUGUGUCUGCCUGGGGUGCCUUUGCCUGUUUGCGAGUGUGUGUGGUGUGGUGUGUGUAUGUGUAUAUGUGGCUUUUCCCCUCGAAUAUAGGGAGAAAAUGCUUGCCAACCACCGGAAAUCUCCUGGAAUUUAUUAGAAAAUAAUGGAUUAUAAAAAGAAGUGAGGGAAGGAACGGAUCUCCCGCUGAGUUGCAACCCGAUUUGCUACUCUUCAGUUUGUUGAUUGUUUUUAUUGAUAGGUGUCUUGAUGAUACUCUGAUAACACCUUCAAUAUUAUUAUUUUUGGGGGGGAGCGUUACACUUUUAAAAAAAGGAAACAACAGCAACAACAGCCCCCCCCCAAGUAUUCUCCCCUUCUCCCCCUCUCCUGCUCAGAAUCGGUGUCUCCAUCCAUGUGCUUGUUUGCUCCCCCGCGUUCCACUUAAAACUAUUUUAAUCCUGGACCCAAGGAGGAGGCUGAUAGGGGGGUGGAUACAAAAAGUUCUUCCAAAAUAGUGUGCACGGGGAGCAGGAUGGGGGAUUUCGCAGCCCCCGCUGCUGCCACCGCGAAUGGCAGUAGUAUUUGCAUCAACAGUAACCUGAACAGCAGCCUCGGUGGGGCCGGUAUCGGUGUGAAUAAUACUCCCAAUAAUACUCCCGCUGCACCGAGUAACAAUCACCAUGCUGGCGGCGGCGGCGGCGGCGGCGGUGGCGGUGGCGGCGGCGGCGGCGGCCCCGGGGGCAGCGGCGGCGGCCCGGGGAGCGUCCCCAAGCACAGCACCGUGGUGGAGCGGCUGAGGCAGCGCAUCGAAGGCUGCAGGCGGCACCAUGUCAACUGUGAGAACAGGUACCAGCAAGCCCAGGCGGAGCAGCUGGAGCUGGAGCGCAGGGACACGGUGAGCCUCUAUCAGAGGACCCUGGAGCAAAGGGCCAAAAAAUCGGGCGGCGGGGGCGGCGGCGGAGGCAGCAAACAGCCCCCGCAGCACUCGAGCAAACAGCAGCAAGAUGCAGAGUCUGCCACAGCGGAGCAAAGAAAUCACACUCUGAUCAUGCUACAAGAGACUGUGAAAAGGAAGUUGGAAGGAGCCCGGUCCCCCCUUAAUGGAGAGCAGCAGAAUGGCGCGUGCGAUGGGAACUUUUCCCCAACAAGCAAGAGGAUCCGGAAGGACAUUCCUGCAGCAAUGGACACUAUUAGUAAUCUGCCCAACAAUAUGCCUUUGCCUUCUGCUUCUCCUCUUCACCAGCUGGACAUGAAGCCUUCUUUACCCUUGCCCAACAGUGGAGCUCAUGCUCCAGGGAUCAUAGAAGAGCUGGGUAAGAAUGGCAGGCUGCCAGAAAUUAAACUUUCCGUGAAUGGUUGCAGUGACCUUGAGGAUAGCUUUGCCAUCCUACAAAACAAGGAACUCAAACAAGAACCACUGGAUGACCCCACCUGCAUAGACACUUCGGAAACGUCACUUUCCAAUCAGAACAAGUUGUUCUCAGACAUUAACCUCAAUGAUCAAGAGUGGCAGGAGUUAAUAGAUGAGCUGGCCAACACCGUCCCUGAAGAUGACAUACAGGACUUAUUCAAUGAAGACUUUGAAGAGAAGAAGGAACCAGAAUUCUCUCGGCCGACCACCGAGACGCCCCUCUCUCAAGAGAGCGCGAGUGUAAAGAGUGAUCCUUCUCACUCUCCAUUUGCCCAUGUCCCCAUGGGAUCUCCCCAAGGGAGACCAUCAUCUUCUGGUCCGCCAUUUUCCAACGUCUCCACAGCUAGUAGCAUCCCUUCUGUUUCCAGUACUCCUGCGGCACCAAAUCCUGCCAGCUCACCAGCAAACUGUGCUGUCCAGUCCCCCCAAACUCCCAACCAAGCUCACACUCCCGGCCAAGCUUCGUCGAGGCCGGGAAAUGGUUAUCUUAUGACUCCGGCGGCAGGAAAUGUGACCAGUUCAGGUCCCGGUCCUGUGGCGGUGUCCAGUGCGGAUUUAUCUCCUGCAGAACAGCUCAAACAAAUGGCUGCCCAGCAACAGCAAAGAGCUAAACUUAUCCAGCAGAAGCAGCAGCAGCAGCAACAGCAGCAGCCCCAGCCACAGCAUCCAAGUCAGACUUCGAGUUGGUCCCCAGUGGGGCCCCCAUCCAGUCCCUAUGGAGGAGCCUUCAAUGCAGACAAACCAAAUAGCCCGAUGAUGUACCCCCAAGCCUUUAACAACCAAAACCCCAUAGUGCCUGCCAUGGCAAACAACCUGCAGAAGACGACCAUGAAUAACUACCUCCCCCAGAACCACAUGAAUAUGAUCAAUCAGCAGCCAAAUAACUUGGGUACAAACUCUUUAAACAAGCAGCCCAGUAUGCUAACUUAUGGAAACACGAAGCCCCUGACCCAUUUCAACGCAGAGCUGAGUCAGAGGAUGACGCCCCCCAUGGCCAAUCCCAACAAAAACCCGAUGAUGCCGUACAUUCAGCAGCAGCAGCAGCCACCGCAGCAGCAGCCUUUGCCGCAGCAAGCGCCCCAGCAGCAGCCGGCGCCACCGCCGCAGUCCCAGCCCCAGCUGCAGGCUCAGAUGGCACACUUGAAUGAGGAACAGAAGCGCAUGCUUCUCAUGAAGCAGAAGGGAGUGAUGAAUCAGCCCAUGACCUAUGCGCCUCUUCCUUCCCAUGGCCAGGAUCAGCACCCAGUAGGCCUCUCUCGGACCACGGGCCCUAUUCAGUCCUCAGUGGCCCCAGGUUCUGGCAGCAUGGUUACUGGCGCCAACCCUGGGGGUCCCAGCUUCUUGGCCACACAGCCCCAGGCAGCUAUCAUGAAGCAGAUGCUCAUUGAUCAAAGGGCACAGUUAAUGGAGCAGCAGAAGCAGCAGUUUCUGAGAGAGCAAAGACAGCAGCAACAACAGCAGAUUCUUGCUGAACAGCAGUUACAGCAGUCUCAUAUGCCCCGGCAGCAUCUCCAGCAGCGGACUCCUUAUUCAGUACAGCAGGUCAAUCAGUUUCAAGGUUCUCCCCAGGAGAUGGCGGCCGUGAGGAACCAGGCAGCUCUCCAGAACAUGAGAGCUUCCCGGAUGAUGGCCCAGAGUGCCGGCAUGAUGGGAAUGGGACCUUCCCAGAACCCCGGGGCCAUGCCCUCCGCAGCAGCUCAGUCCGAGCUCGGAAUGGCCCCUUACAGCAACCCCCCCACCAGCCAACCAGGAAUGUACAACAUGAGCGCAGGGAUGAGCCAGAUGCUCCAGCACCCGAACCAAAGUGCCCUGGGCAUGAGCCACGGCCAGGCCCAAGGCCCGAGGCAGCCGGCAGCCGCUCAAGGAGUCGGCAUGGUGAGUGGGUUCAGUCAGAGCAUGCUGGUGAACUCAAGCAUCCCCCAACAGCAUCAACAGAUGAAGGGACCCGUGGGACAGGCCCUGCCCAGGCCCCAAGGCCCUCCGAGACUUCAGAGCAUCAUGGGGACUGUCCAGCAAGGAGCACAAAACUGGCAGCAGAGGAGCUUGCAGGGAAUGCCCGGGAGGACUAGUGGAGAUCUGGGUCCAUUCAACAAUGGAACCACGUACCCCAUGCAGGCUGGACAGCCUCGGCUGACCAAGCAGCAUUUCCCGCAGGGGAUGAGCCAGUCGGUCGUGGACACCACUGGCGCCGUGAGAGCUCUCAACCCGACCGCCAUGGGUCGGCAGAUGAUGUCAUCCCUUCCCGGGCAGCAAGGGAACGCCCAAACGAGGCAGAUGGUCAUGCCGGGCAUGGGCCAGGGCGUCCCCGGCAUGCCGGGAUUCAGCCAGCCUCCUGGCCAGCCGCCGAUGCAGAGCGGCAGCUUUGCCCCCAGCAGCCAGGGCCAGGCUUAUGAUCGGAAUCCAGCCCAGGAUCUCCCUUAUAAUUACAGCAGCGAAGGAGCUGGGGGCUCUUUCCCCAGCCUAGCAGAAGGCGCCGACCUGGUGGACUCCAUCAUCAAAGGAGGGCCCGGGGACGAAUGGAUGCAAGAGCUUGAUGAGUUAUUUGGCAAUCCCUAAUCACAGGGGACCCUGAGAGCCAAAACUCCAGAGGUUAAAGUUUAAAAAGAAAAAAAAAAAAAGGAAACAGGAUGUCAUCCCAUCCUUGUUUUUUAUUUUUUUUUUUAAUCUGUGCAAAUUGAGCUGAACUGUAGCAGGCAGAUGGUGGAAGUUAAAGGUGGCGCUUGCCAGCCACCAUAGCCCUCAUUUUACAGAACUUCCACAUAUAGCGAUCUCAACUCCAUGGCACCUGCCUACUGGGUAUGAGAGAGACAGACAGAGGGACAGGUUGGGGGAAGAAUCCACGCCAGCCUGUGGCCCCAUGGGACAACCAUUCUCCUGAUUCCAGGGAUGACUUGCCAGUCCCCUGCCCAGCUGAGCAGGACUGCCAUCCAAAGUCAAGGAGUCCCAUAGUCUGUCCAUCCCUAGGUCUUCUCGGGCCACCAGAAAAGACAGAGCCUCAGGCCGUGGGGAGGAACCCCUUCCCAUCCAAGCUGCUGGGGGAUUGCACAGGCCGGGCACUGGUGGAUCAGAAUUAUGCUGAACUCUGGGUGGAAUUCCAGGCUACUGUUUGGGAGGGCGGGCGGCAGUUUCCAAGAGAGCUUAGCGGCCCCCUCCCGACGCCCAUGACGAACCUCAAGAAUCCCGAAGGCGGGGCUGCCGGAGGCUGCCCAAGGAGAGCCGGGUGAUCUUGGAGGAAGAGUGUCAACCGGGCGAUACAAAGAGAAGAGCCCUUAGAAGACGAGUCCAUCACUGUUGUGACCGGUGGUCGUGGCCAUUGUUUAGUAGCUAGAAGACUCCAGACUUCCCAAGCUACUGUGGGGUCCAGUACAAUGCUUAUGAAUCUAGUGAGUUUUUCCCAUCUCUACUUCUGACAGUGUAGCAUCUAACGAGGGGAGCGAUGGACAGACAUCCGCCGGACUCUGGAGAUGUCAUUCAGGCCCUCCACUCCCUCCUUUUGCUUCUACUUCUCCUGUUCCUUACUCCCAACCCUGAUUCCAAUUGCCUAAUUCAUACAGCUUUUCUUUUCUUUACCAGUAUCCCAAAUGAAGCGACUUCCUUUAACUGAGCCUUGUCAUGGCUAAAGUGAAUGACAGAAGGGAUUCUGCUCUGCCAGAUAUCGCAAAGGGAUUCUGGCAUUUCCUGCCUCUAAGUGUAUGAUAGUUACCAGUACUACCACGGGGGCCAUGGAAGUCUAUUCUACUGUCUGACAGCACUUGCAGGCUACUGGCCCUGUAAUUCCGACAUCUCCAAAUGGGGAUGGACCUUCAGGAGGAGAAUUCUGGUCCACUCAGAUCAGUUUGCUAAAAUGUGUCCCUGACUCUUUAGUCCGGGUUCAGUCAUCUGGGGGAGAAGUCAUCCCCCGCAUCAUCUGCCAAUGACGCCUUUUCCUUGGCAGAUUGAUCACAAAUUUUCUGAGAAUUUGAAGGCAGCAGUCAACUAGUAUGUCUGGCAAAUGUUGUUUCUAGAAAGGGGAUGUGGUCCCUGUUGAGCUAAAUAUUCCCUACUAAACCAUCCCAGGUAUUUACUCUCUCUGGGGUUAUUCUCUCAAUCUGACUCUGUCCAAAGGCACCAACAAUUUAGCUUCUGCGUGUUCCUUUAUUUCUUCCCCAUUCCCCUGCUCCCCCUCCUACCACUUCAUCACGGGGACCAUCAGCCUAAGAGAAAUCUAGACAGAAGGAAGCAAGGAGAAAAGUGAAUAAAUUUGGUCUUUGGUCCUGAUGAUACACGUGCUUUUAGCUCACCCAAAGCCAGAGCCAAGAGCAUUCAAAUCCACAGAUACCUGUGGAGAAAGAGGGGUACAGACUGACCCACGCUGGGAGAAAUCCAAAGAGAAAGAGCUUGAGUAGAAGACUAAGAUAGGAGGAAAUGAUCUGCCAAAGCCUCCCUUGGCUUGCCUCCUGGAGAGGAACCAGUGCAUGGAUCUGCACGUAGCAAGAAGAGGAUGCAGAGCUAGCGGUGACUCCAAGUUGGCGAGAGGAACAUGGUGGGAGCCGCUCUGGUUCAUGCAGGAGAGCCCUGUGGGACUGGAUAUAAGAGCCCUAAAGGUCAAGCCACAUUACCAGGGAAACUAAGAAUCAAAAUAGAUGAAAACCAAAAAGAAAAUAAAUGAAUGCAUUAGAAAGAGACAAAGUUAUGGAAAGAAAGGAGGAAGAACUCAAAACACAUCCACCUUUUUCUGAGAGGUACAGGAAGCCAACCAAUAUGCCAGUGUCAGCAAGCUAGAGGUGAGUGAUGAAGACAGAGGCUCUAUCAGCUUUGAAAAGCUUCCUCUGAAUACUCUGUACUGGGACCAAUUAAACAAGAGGUAGAUUUUAAUUAUUUUUUUUUUUUACUACGGUGCUGAUGUAUAUGUAAUGUCUAAAAAUAAAAAAAUGUUAUUUGUAAAUAUGUUUUUACAAUCCUGCAAAUAUCACUGGGUCUACUAUCUGUAAAAUAUAUACAUAUGAAUAUAUAUAUACUGUUUGUUUAAAAUAGAGUAUUUUUAUUUCAUUCCUUAACUCAUCAUCACUGCAAUGGCAUUACACUUCAAACUACAUCUGAUUACUAAUUUGUACUGUAUUACCUGAUGGCAACUGGCUCCAUUCUAUUCAGAUUUUUCUAGUUUUCUGUUUUUACCUUGUACAUUGAGCACUGCAUAUUUCCUUCCGAGAACUGUACAGAACUCUGAAAUGUAGAGAUGAAGUGAUGUUGGCAGACCACUUUUAAAGAAAAGGGCAAAUAAAAGAUUGUUACCUGAACCAA
Messenger RNA from Antechinus flavipes (yellow-footed antechinus), 7467 nucleotides. RefSeq names its product mastermind like transcriptional coactivator 3 (gene MAML3). Gene Ontology annotation, biological process: Notch signaling pathway; positive regulation of transcription of Notch receptor target. Lineage: Eukaryota; Metazoa; Chordata; Mammalia; Dasyuromorphia; Dasyuridae. Gene Ontology annotation, cellular component: nucleoplasm; nuclear speck. Gene Ontology annotation, molecular function: transcription coactivator activity. The coding region runs from base 1309 to 4743 and encodes 1144 amino acids. The transcript has 5 exons. The record is from RefSeq and is a predicted model, not a curated record.